UUUAGUAUAAGGUGUAACUAUCUGGUUCACAUAAAUGCUUUGUCCACGCCGGUUAAGUGGCAAACGUGUGCAACAUCGAUUAUAUUUUCUCAAAUAAUUAAAUUAUUCCAUCAAAUGGAGCUCUGUGCAAUUUGGAUAUAAAGCCAUAUCGUCGGGAUGUGUUUAUUCCGAUAAUAGGACAAACAAUUCGGCUUGUUUGCGAUCAUAUCGAUCAUACCAUUGUAUGUAUGUAUGUACAUCAAUAUACAUAUGAGUAUGAAAGACAUUGUUCAACAGGUCGAAAACAUAUGUAAAUAAAGACAUGUAAUGUGCAUUAGACGAAAUCAAAGUAGUGCGAUUACGUACAUAUAUGGCGAAGAAGAAUUGCUGAGGAACGCAAGACUACAUUGGGCAUUUCUUAGAAAUUGAUAUUUGUAUGUCAAGAAAGGGUUCCCCCAAUAUAUGUACUUACGAUCGCCUCCGAUUGUACGCAGUAUUCGAUAUCAGAGUUCCCCAAAAAUUCUUGAUAAUUCGGCACUCAUAAAUGGCUUAAGGGUGCCCCCAGACUCAACAAUGGAUCUUUUAUGUUCGGAAAACCUAGUUGGUGAAUCUGAUUCAUCAUUGUAUCGCCUAAACAAAUGCCAAGAGAAAAUGUCUGCGCCAUAUCCAACAUCGUCAAUGGGUGCUAUAAAACCCCAUACGGAUCCAGAGCCGGUGCAAAGUCCUUCGGAAUAUUCUCAGAACAACCAGAUGGACGAGAAGAUUAUGUACAUAUAUGCAUCGGUAGACGCGGCUGGGAAGAAUCAAGAAGAAUUGGAGCCAGAAGUACCAGUAGCAGCACCACCAACGCAAUCAUCUCUACAAAGUUAUGCGCAUUACAUCAGCCAGGAACCGAAGUCACUGACCACGUCGCAAACACAAUCACAAUCACAGUCCCAGCGUUAUAAUGAUCGGGUGCCCAAAACUGCCGAUUCACCCGCCACGGACAACGUGAACACCGCCAUCGGGGAUCCCACACUGUACUCGGAUCGGUGCCUGGAGAAUGCCCUCAAGGCCGAGGAGAAGUACCACCAAAUUGUGGACACUUACUUCACUAUCCAGAAGGAUAUUACGCCGCCAAUGCGAAAAAUUGUCGCCGAAUGGAUGAUGGAAGUGUGUGCUGAAGAGAAUUGCCAGGAAGAGGUCGUGUUACUGGCAUUAAAUUACAUGGAUCGAUUUCUUUCGAGCAAAUCGGUGCGCAAGACGCAUCUUCAAAUUCUGGCUGCCGCCUGUCUUUUACUUGCUUCAAAACUCCGAGAACCCAGCUGUCGUGCACUUUCGGUAGAUCUACUAGUUGUUUAUACGGACAACAGCAUUUAUAAGGACGAUUUGAUUAAAUGGGAGCUGUAUGUACUCAGCCGUUUGGGUUGGGACCUUUCAUCUGUGACUCCCCUGGAUUUCCUUGAGCUUUUAAUGAUGCGCUUGCCGAUCGGAAGUAAAAACUUCCCAGACAUAAACAUUGGAAAAGUUAGGGGACAUGCUCAGGCAUUCAUAUCUCUGGCAGCAAAAGAGCAUAAAUUUGCCAAGUUUUCGGCCAGCACAAUAGCCGCAUCCAGCAUAGCUGCAUCGAUGAAUGGCUUGAAAUGGCAUUUGAGGUCGGGACACAACUUACACUUCCUGUUGAGUCUUAUGACUGAUCUAACCAGCGUGGAGCAAGCUCAGGUGCAGGAUUGCAUGUUGCAUAUGGAGGACAUCUUCAAAGAGCACAGUCGAAACCUGCAGCCCUUUCUAGUGAACAUAGACCCCUCGCAGAUGUCCACGCUGUACUACCAGGGACGUUUUCAGAUACAUCAAGCCCAGCACCUCUCGCAAAUCUCAUUACGAUCCUUGCCUCUGCCGAAAACAUCAGCCGACUGUGUGGAACAGCAUCAGCAGCACAACUUCGGCUCGGCAGCGCCUCACCGAACACAUACAUGCAAAAUGCAGGCGCAGGCCCAAAAUGAGCUACAAGACAUUACAUUUUGAGGUGUCAAAUAGUAAUACAAGCAGAUAGUUAUGCUAGAUUUAAAACUAAAAUAUAUAAUAUACCAUUUUUACUACUGUAUAGGAUCACGAUUACUUUAUAUUCCUAUGACUGUAAGAUUGGUCAAUAUCAUAUUAAUUACGUCUGUACCGAUGUAUUUCAUUAACCCAACUAUUGCGACCAAUUUAUGGGUUUUUAAUUUAGCUAUCAUUAAUAAAUUGUAUAAAAUAGCGUUAGACAAUCAUCAUGAAACUUUAAAAUGGAAAAAACAUUAAAACGAGACUGAAUGUAAACAGUAAAGCAACAUUUUAUAUAUUGUGUAUAUAAGCUUUUCGAAAACCUACCCAGGCAACCAAAAAAUAUCGAACUAUUAAAAUAAAAGUUUUCAAAACCCA
Drosophila suzukii is the source of this 2376-nucleotide messenger RNA. The record is from RefSeq and is a predicted model, not a curated record. NCBI's taxonomy places the organism in Eukaryota, Metazoa, Arthropoda, Insecta, Diptera, Drosophilidae.